UAUAUUCAAUUAUUAUCGAUUCGAUCAUUGCGUAUCGGUGUAAAAAUAGUAGCUGUAAGCAUUCCAAAGAGGUUUUCGAAAAUAAUAUUUUUAAUCAAGGCAUUGUUUUACUCCGAAUCAACUAAUAGUUCGAAUAAUAAAAUAUAGUCCAGAAUUAUUUGAGUUGCAGGAGUUUCCACUAUCAUUCAGCUGUUGUGUCCUUUUUGCGAAAAGGAAUAAAAAAUGGAUGACAUCGACGAUUUCUUUGACUUCAGCAAACCUUUCAAUCGCGUCGUUAUUUCCGGAGGCUACUGCAAUGCUACGGUGGUGGAAGACAAAAGCAUCUUCACCAAGAUGCCUGAACGGGAAAAGCUCGGAAAGGAAUAUGUCGGAAAGUUUGUGAAAGAGGAGGAAUCCCAAUUAAUUAAUGCUUUUUUAGACGAAGCAGCUGGUCCGUCAACGUCGCGCACUUCAAACUUAGAGGAUGUGGAUGACGAAUCUUCCAUGGCAGACGAGGACGAGGAACAUGCCAAAGCACUGAAGGCCAAGGAGAUGAUGGCUCCGUUGUUUCAGAGAUAUAACUUCGUAGUGAAACACAACAAGCUUCCUAUUCGUAGCGAGAAAGAGGAUAUUUUGGAAAGGAUUCGGUCAAAUGCUGUUGUUAUUCUACAAGGACCGACUGGUUGUGGUAAAACAACACAAGUACCUCAAUACAUAUUGGAAGAAGCAUACCAUCGAAAAGAAUACUGUAACAUUAUAGUAACGCAGCCGCGAAAGAUUGCCGCUAUGUCUAUUGCAAAUCGCGUUGCUGACGAGCGAAAGUGCAAAGUGGGAGAAUUGAUUGGGUACAAAGUAGGACUGAAGGAAUGUUUGUCUGCAGAUACUCGUUUGUUGUAUGUGACAACAGGAGUGCUACUGCAAUCUUUGAUCACAUCUAAAACUAUGGCCAACUAUACACAUGUCAUUUUGGAUGAAAUUCAUGAACGGGAUGUGGAUAUUGAUUUUCUGUUGAUAAUUGUUCGUCGCUUAUUGGCCACGAAUUCCUCCAAGACUAAAGUCAUUCUGAUGUCGGCAACAAUAGAUGCGAAAAUAUUUUCGGAAUAUUUUAAGAUUCCUAAAAAAAGUGGUUAUCUAUCGGCUCCGAUAUUAUCCGUCGAGAAACCUACUUUAUUCCGUACCGUAAAGUAUUACCUUGACGAUCUAGACAAGCUUAAAACCGAUAUCUCGAUCGAUUAUGAGAACCCAGGAAUCUCCCCGGAAAUGUACAAGCUUGCUGCGAAAUUGGUGUUCGUAUGCGAUCGCUUGUUAGAGGACAAUGAUGGCGAAGAAAAGUUGUCUUACAAACCAUCGGUUAUAAUUUUCCUUCCUGGUAUUAAUGAAAUCGAUCAAAUGUAUGCAAGCUUAACGGGAAUGUUGGAACAAACUCAUCAAAGCGAGACGAAGCUUAAACUUAUCAAACUACAUUCUACAAUGUCGACGGAGGAACAGACGGAAAUGUUUCGUCGUCCACCUCCCGGACAGCGCAAAGUGAUAUUGUCCACAAAUAUCGCCGAAAGUUCCGUAACUGUUACAGAUAUCAAAUUUGUCAUAGAUUUCUGUUUACAACGCCUCCAGUACACAGAAUCCAGCACAAACUUCAACUCUUUGCGGACGCAAUGGGCUUCACACAGCAACUGUGAUCAACGUGCUGGUCGUGCCGGUCGUGUAAUGGAUGGGCGCGUGUAUCGAUUGGUCACUAAACGUUUCUAUGAUCAUCAGAUGAAAAUGCCAAUUCCUCCAGAGAUGCUACGUUGCCCAUUAGAUGCUGUGGUAUUGAAAGCCAAGUUGCUAGAAAUGGGUCCUCCUCAUUCCAUUUUGGCGUUAGCAAUGAAUCCCCCAGAUUUGAGUGACAUUCGUAAUACUGUACUACAACUAAAAGAGAUUGGUGCUCUACUGCGUACGGUCAAUGGCAACUAUGAACAGCUAGAUGGAGAUUUAACACGCCUAGGACAUGUGAUGGCCAAGCUGCCUAUAGAUUUGCGCAUGUCCAAGUUGAUUACACUGGGGUAUGUGUUCAGUGUGCAAGAAGAAGCCAUUAUUAUCAGUGCCGGGAUGAAUUGUAAAAAUAUCUUCAUCAAUCAGAAUAAUGUGCGAAGUUAUACGCAAAAAAUGUAUUGGGCCGAUGGGUCGGGCAGCGACGGAAUUGCCAUUUUGAACGCCUAUAUUGCGUGGAAAAGUCGCAGAGAGCAGGUUGGCGAAGGUGGUGACAUGAUUAGUUGGACUCGUCGAAUGUCAUUGGAUCUGAAAUGUUUGAUGGAUAUGGCUGAGCUGAUUCGUGAAAUCAAGGACCGCUUGAAAAAAAUCGGUUUGCAGGAAACAUUCGGGCCAAACAGAGUUGUGUGGUCUUCUCGUGAAAAGACAGUCAUUCUUAAAGUAAUAAUGGCUGGAGCGUUCUAUCCGCACUACUAUGUGCCCAUGUCUGUUGGUGGAAAGGAACUGAUGGAGCGCCAAUCAUUCACAGAGCUGGGCGGACGUGAUCCUUGCAACACAGUGUUUUUCACUGGAUUCGAUCACGAAAGAUACAUCGGUCCACUGUACACGGUGCAGAUCAAGAAUAUUAUCAGCGAGGGAGAUGUUUCCCGUCAUCAAAAUAUGAAGGUAAUGUUUGACCGCACCACAAAUCGCAUUUUCAUAACCUUCCUGGGCAGUAAUGACGAACGAGACCAGCGCGGCUCGUUCAUGCCGGGCAAAGUACAUUCCGAUGUUUAUCGUGCGAUAAAACUACGCAAAUUGGGCACUCGAAACCGAAUUUCGGAGCUUCGUACUAUGCGACAGAAGGACGCGAUUGAAUUUGCCACAAAAUUGGAUCUCGGCCACUGGGAGGAAGCGAACGGUUGGGUAUCCCGUCGAAAGAUUAUCCGAAAUGCUAAUCUAUCGGUUAUUCCACCUAUCUUUCGGGCCAGUAUGGUGUGCCAAGUGACGCACAUUGUGCACUGUAACAAGUUUCACCUGCGUCCCGAGGACAGCCGAAACAAGGACAUUUUCUCCGACAUUCACUCCAAGUUAAAUGCCAGCUCGUACAGAUUACCCCGUUUUGAUCCAGAGUUUCACUUCGCUGCCGGAAUGAUUAUCGCGGCUCCCUUGCAGGAGGGCAGUGAUCAGUAUGCUAGAGCAGCUCUAAAAAGCUUCAAAAAUCAACGACGGACUGGCGAUAUUCUUUGGAUCAUUUUCUUCCUCGAUUAUGGACAUACCGCUGCUCUGGGAGAAUCGGCAUUUAGGCGACUAGAUGGUCCUUUGGAGUAUCUGAAAGAUAUUCCUCAGCGCGUAUUCGAAGCGUCAUUAACAGAGGUUCAACCUUCGGCCAUUAUUUCACCGCAAGGUAUCUGGACAGCCGAAUCAAUCAACAGGUUCAAAGAGAUGACCCUCGGUAAGAUUUUCAUCGCAGAAAUUUAUUCGGUGGUGAAUAAUGUGGCGAGUGUUAUUCUGCGAAAGGGAGAUGAACUUCCAAUAAAUGCUGAACUUAUUCGGCUCAAGUAUGCACAAUAUUCAGAAGAAAGCUAUAUCUCCAAGCUAGAUCAUGAUUCACGCGAGAGAAAACAGCGAGAAAUGUCGUUAGACGAAAACAUGCGUAUGGAAGUGUACCGCGCAGCAGAAAUGAACCAAAACCAAUACGAGGAAGAGGAACUCGAAGAUGUAUCUCCACCGGAAGAGAAGCUUCGUUGCAAGGUGGUUCUUUCGGGCCCACACAGUCCACUUGAGACAAGUGCGUCGUCAACCAUCCAAUCUGGUGUAAUGAAGCCGGUAACAAUAGAAUCCGAUUCCGUCAAUUCGGUGUUGCUGGAUUCAAAUCCCCAGGAUACACAUGAGAAACUGUUGGUAGCUGGAUUUGUUAAUGAACACGGAAAUCGACUAAUCUGUCGUCAAACUUCAAUGAUGCCUAAUAUUCCGGGAUUCGGUGCAUUGAUGGCACUGAUCUUCUGCCCUACCUGUCAGUUGAAAAAAGACGAUGAUGAGACACGAGUCGUUAGCAUCCUGUGUGGAUUGGGCAUGGAUAGCUCGACAGGAGAUGCUAUGUAUCCUGAGCACGACCUAACCAUGUCCCUGGAUGUCGUUCUUACCGACGAAGACAUCUCUCAAAUAAAUGCUUUACGCUACACUAUCGACAGCAUUUUACUUACUGAUCAGGAUCAAACUAUGCCCAAGUUCAACAACGUUUCUAUCGAAAAGCUUAAGCUCAACAUCAAAGGAUUUAUCAUUAAGAUACUGGAAACCGAAAGGAAAUUUUUGGAUGUUCGUCAUGCGCCGAACGAUUAUGCUUGGAAAAACGAUUUGAACGCCAGUGCGGGUUCAUCGUCCAAAAAGCGUAAAGAUGACUUAAACAUCUAUAAUAACGCAAUUUACCCACUACACGAGCCAUUGAACCUUUUGCCAGUCAGUGCAAAACAAAUCGACUUUUUGAAAAGGCAUUGUCGCGAACUACACAGGCUCGGACUCACCGACGUUCAAUUGCCACGGCACGGAAUCACUUGUCAAAUGUGUAACACUGUUUUAGAAACGCUACCGCAGUUGCGUAUACAUUUGUACUCGAAAUUGCAUCGAGAUCGUGAGUCACAGAUCAAGUUCCGUUAGUGAUCAUACAUGCUAACAAUUUAAAACAUAUUCGAUCAUUUUGAAAACUGAGUACGUUUUUUUAUAUAAUUUGGAACAUUUUAUGUUCAGACGUGGUGUUCCUAACGAACAUUUAAACUUAUGAUAAUGUUGCCUUUUCUGUUCGCCGAUGUCGUGAUCAAUUCAAUAUAAAGCUGGUUCAGGAAAUAAAACCGCUUCAAGCAAGAUAAUAUGAAAA
Molecule: messenger RNA, 4804 nt
Organism: Malaya genurostris
Lineage: Eukaryota; Metazoa; Arthropoda; Insecta; Diptera; Culicidae
Gene: spn-E
Product: probable ATP-dependent RNA helicase spindle-E
Exons: 7
Coding region: 223-4587 (1454 amino acids)
Cellular component (GO): intracellular anatomical structure
Molecular function (GO): ATP binding; RNA binding
Source: RefSeq, a predicted model, not a curated record